Molecule: messenger RNA, 663 nt
Organism: Cephus cinctus (wheat stem sawfly)
Lineage: Eukaryota; Metazoa; Arthropoda; Insecta; Hymenoptera; Cephidae
Exons: 2
Coding region: 1-663 (220 amino acids)
Molecular function (GO): nucleic acid binding; zinc ion binding
Source: RefSeq, a predicted model, not a curated record
AUGCAGUCGCUCAAGAAUCUCGAAGAGAGAUUACUUCGCGAGGAAAAUAGAUUAUCGGCGACGGAUGACAAUCCUGGUGCAUUUGCGGCAACGCGCGAGUGGAAAAAGAAAAAGUACAAAAACAAAAUCAAAUGUUACCGGUGUCAAGUUUCUGGACAUUUCGCUCGAGAGUGCAAAAGCAGAAACCCAAAGAGUGAUCGCGAAAAUAGUGACAAUCGAGAGUGCGCGUUCGUAGUAGACUGUGAUAUUCGUCCAACUCAUCCGAGCGUCGGUAAAAACGGGUCGAGCAAGAUACCGACCGAAGUCGCGAACGCGAUACUCAGUGCGGAUAAAAGCGAGGCCUGGCUGACCGAUAGCGAGGCAUCUCGACACAUCACGUUUCGUCGCGAAUGGCUCGAAAAUUGUCACGAGUUACCCAACGGUGGUACAGUCACGCUCGUGGAUGGAAAAGAAUGUCAUGUCGUUGGUGAAGGAACUGUCAAUAUAAAGAAAUAUGUGCGCAGCGGUUGGAAAUCUUCGACGAUCGCACAUGUGCUGUAUGUGCCGAAGAUGCUUAACAACGAGAGCGACGAUCCAGUGCUUCCGAAGCAGGAGCUGGUCGCUGCAGUGCCAAGAGAUGACGAGCCCGGAGAGGAAAGCGAAGACAAUGAAGUUUUUAUGUAA